This is a messenger RNA of Plodia interpunctella (Indianmeal moth), 4216 nucleotides long. RefSeq names its product G9a (gene G9a). The transcript is spliced from 19 exons. Gene Ontology annotation, cellular component: nucleus. The record is from RefSeq and is a predicted model, not a curated record. Gene Ontology annotation, molecular function: histone methyltransferase activity; zinc ion binding; p53 binding. The coding region runs from base 267 to 4085 and encodes 1272 amino acids. NCBI's taxonomy places the organism in Eukaryota, Metazoa, Arthropoda, Insecta, Lepidoptera, Pyralidae.
UCUUUCAUCUCGCUUUAUCCUUGAUCUCAUUUCACUUCAUUUGUUGCUAUUUUGCGGUGUAAGUUACCUAUUAUCUUUGUCGAAAUAGAUUAAUCAUGGAAAUAAGAAGAGGCUUUUACGGCUAAUAUUUUGUCUAAUAGCUUGUAUUUCUGUAAAGGAUCUGUGAAAAAUAAUCCUUAUUCUUGAGGCUAGCAACUUGUAACCUUUCGUUUUUAUAGAGAACAUCGUUUGGUUUGUCAGAUAACUGUUUGGGAGGCCUUGGAAUAAUGCUUGACGACGAAAUCGACGUCCCCACGGCCUCCAAAAAGAAAUUUGAUAAAAGCCAGUCUGUUGACAACGUGACUGUGACCGUGGAUGGGAAAAGGGGCGAUAAGAACGACGUCGAAGACCCCAAGCCACGGAUAGUGCUCACAUUCCGAUCCGAGAAGUCGGGCUCCAAAAACAGCAACAUGAAAAUUGUGUCGAGUGAAGAAAAGCACGAAGAAUUUUCCCCUCGUCGUUCUAGUCGCACGCGCAGCAAGUGGGAGUGCUCUGACGAAGCUGAGUCUUCCAUAUCGCCUAAUAAAAAAGAAAAAUCUGUUUCGGAAAAUGAAGAGGUAUCUGAUAGUUCUGCCCCUAAAAGAUCAUCUAGACGGCGGAGUAAAGAUUCUUCAGAGAAUGUGUUGGCAAAUGCCAUAGCUAGAAAAGAGAAAUCUUACAAUGAGACUGUUCCCACUCAGCGGUUGUCUCGCCGGAUCAAGCCCACUGCUAAAGUGCUGGAGAAUGAAGAGUUGAGGAUUGGUGUGGAGAGCCAGAACAAUGUUAGGCUUGGCAUACAGCCUGAGAAAGAGGAAGGUGUGCGCACGCGACGGUCUGCGAGGCCUGGUGUUGAGCAGAGUUUAAAGGGUUCUAAUGUCACAGUAAAAGUUGGAGAUAUUAGUGAGCAGAAUGACAGUGAGAAGUUGAGACAUCUGUGUGAGCUGGGACUGAAGGUCAAGGAUGAGGUCAAAGAGGCUAUGGAGGAAGAUGCAGAGGGAGAAAAUAGGGAUUCAGAAGAAAAUGAGUGUGAAAUAAUUGAAGAAGACGAAGAGAUUGAUGAUGACUCCGAAGUCAUCAGCAAACUGUUGGAGGCUGAUGAUGAGACAGUCUCAGAUGGCGAAGGCGAGGAUGAUGAUGAUUUCUCCUACUCCGAAGAGACGUCACAGUCAGACAAGGGCCCCCGAACUAGACGGUCCACCAGGUUGAAUUCGUCCUAUGGAAAUAAUGAAAGUGACGAAUCAACCAUUCCAGAUGGUGACAAGACGCCACCCCGCCGUUCUUCCCGUCGGUCCACAAGGCACUACUAUGACGAAGAAAUUAACCAAGAUCCGGAAUAUGUUCCCCGGCGUAAGAAAACUCGAAUGCGUGGCGAAGAAGCACAGCCGGAACCUGUGCAGGAAGACAACAGUAACCCGGCGGGUGGGGACGAAGGUUCAGAGGCGGCGUGUCCAGAAGACGACAGCGCCAUAAUCGCCACGUGCUUCUGCACCACACCCAGCAACGUCUACGCUGCUCCAGACGACCUGAAAGAGCCAGUAUUCUGCCAGGCCAUCGAGACGGUGGACGGGGCCCGCGUGGGCUGCUCACACCUCGCCCGCCGCCAGCAGCAGCAGCAGCUGGCGGCCAUGCUGCGCGCGGGCCCGCGGGCCCCCUACCUGCUGCUGUGCGCGCUGCACACGGAGCAGCUGGCGCGGCACAUGUGCUGCGUGGCGUGCGGACUCUUCUGCACUCAGGGAAUCUUCUACCAAUGUUCCGAGAAGCACCUUUUCCACCUGGAGUGCGGGCUCCCGUACAACGACGUAAAGUCGAGCCCGGGAUGUCCGCACUGCGGCGUGCGCUCGUACCGGUGGAGCCCCGCCAACACCAAGUGCAACAGAGUGCGGGUCGAGAUGAAGUGCUCCAACAAGAGGACACUGCUGGCCGAACCCAGGCAGCAGAGCACUCCAGCCUACUUAACAUUCUCCACCGUCCCGGAGAGCCAGAAACUCGAACCUGUGAUACCCGAGGACCUGAUACCAGCCAUGCCGGCCGAUGUGGACCUCUUCAAAGUGAAGGUCGAAGGGAAUGAGCAGUUGACGGAUGACGAGCUCCUACAGAUCUUGAAACAAGCCAUCGUCGACGAUGAACCUAUCGAGAAGUUGGCUCCGAAAAUUGCGUCGGUGCGCGACAUAGACGGCGCGGUGGACGCGCGCGGGCGCACGUGCGCACACGUCGCCGCGCGCUGCCGCAAUCUGCGUGCGCUCUACGCGCUGCACUGCGCCGGCGCAGCGUUGGACGCGUGCGACCACUCAGCUAUGACGCCGCUGCUGAUCGCCGUGCAAGAUCUUUUGGAUAUAGAUGGUCCUUCGAAUUAUACGAAACAUCUCAACGAAUUCAUAGAAGACAUGGAUGUUGAUCAAACAGACAAAGAGGACACUGGAGAAGAAAUAAAAGAAGAAGAAUAUAGUCAGGAAACGGAAACUAGCAAAGAAGAACUAAGUAUAAAUGAUGAAACUGCAACAAAUGAAGAAAAUAUUGAUACAGAUGAUAUUAUUAAAGAAGAACCCAUAGAUAUCAAGGAAGAAAUCAUAAGAGUGACAGAAACAAAGGAUAAACCAGUACCAGAAGAGAAGGAGAAGGAUAAUGUGGAGGAAGAAGAGAAAUUGUUUAAAAUUAUCCAGUUUUUGGUUGCUUCUGGUCGCUGUGACAUCAACUUUCCUGGCCCGGAAGGCAUGACGGCGCUGCACUACUGCGCGGCGCGCGGCGGCGCUCGCGCGGCGACGCUGGCGCGGCUGCUGAGUGCGCGGGCGGGGGCGGGCGCGGGCGCGGAGUCUCGUGACCGCGGCGGCUGGACGCCGCUCGUGUGGGCCGCCGAGCUCGGCGACCAGACCAUGCUCAGAUUGCUGUUAGAAAACGGCGCAGACGCAACCGCGCGGGACAAGGAAGGCAACGGAGUGAUACAUUGGUGUGUGCUGCGCGCGCGCAGCUCGUGCGUGCUGCGGCUGCUGGACGCCGCGCCCGGCGUGCUGGACCACGGCAACCAGCACGGGGACACGCCUCUGCACAUAGCAGCUCGACACGGCCACUACUCGUGCGUCGUCAUACUCCUCGCGAGAGGCGCCAGGACUGAUGUACCGAACACAGCCGGCGAGUUGCCGCUGGACGUGUGCGGGGAACACGAGAACUGCCGCAACGCGAUCUCCUUCCACAUCCAGAUGGCCAAGAUAUCGUCCAAAGCGGGCAAAUACAGGCUGUUGUGCACCGACAUCGCUCGCGGGCGGGAGCAGUGGCCGCUGCCGUGCGUCAACGCGCUGGACGACGCGCCGGCGCCGGACCACUUCACGUACGUCACGGCGCACGUCAUGCCCGAGAACAUCGCCAUCGACAACACCAUAUCCACUUUGCAGGGGUGUUCGUGCGUGGGCGGGUGCUCCUCCGGAUGCAGCUGCGUGGUGCUGGGCGUGCGGCGCUGGUACUGCGGCGAGCGGCUUCACCCCGCCUUCAGCUACCACGAGCCGCCUAUGCUGUUCGAGUGCAACUCAACCUGCAGCUGCAACGAGAAUGAAUGCGGCAACAACCUGGUGAGCCGCCUAAUGUCGCGAGGAUCCCUGAACGUGCGCGCAUGCGUGGUGCGGACGCGGCGCGGCUGGGCGCUGGCGGCGCGCGCGCGCGUGCGCUGCGGCGCGCUCGUGGCGCUCUACUGCGGGGAGCUGCUGCGGCUGGACGCUGCGGACGCGAGGCUCGACGACCAGUACAUGUUCGCGCUCGACGUCAAGCCUGACUUGUUGGAGCAAUGCGCGUCAAAGACGAUGCUAUGCGUAGACGCAGCGAAGUACGGCAGCGCGGCCAGGUUCAUCAACCACAGUUGCCGCGCCAACCUCGUGCCCGUGCGCGUGUUCACCAGCACAAGGGACCUGAGGCUGCCCACUAUCGCCUUGUUCGCCUGUAGGGACAUCAAGCCAGACGAGGAGUUCACAUUCGACUAUGGUGACAAAUUCUGGUCGGUAAAAGCGAAGUGGAUGAGAUGUGAAUGCGGGACAUUGGAGUGCAGAUAUCCUGAGCAGAUCAAGGAAGAAGAGGAAUCUUAAGACUAAACAAUAAUAUUCCUGUGGAAUACUUUCGUAAUCACAUGUAAAUAGUAUUGAUACAAUAAUUUAUUGUAAUCUUAGAUUUUAAGCAAUAUCGCAAUAUCUAAUCAAAUAAAAUAUAGCGGAAUCUU